This is a messenger RNA of Dendrobium catenatum, 1681 nucleotides long. RefSeq lists its product as uncharacterized. Lineage: Eukaryota; Viridiplantae; Streptophyta; Magnoliopsida; Asparagales; Orchidaceae. Bases 201 to 1424 code for a protein of 407 amino acids. The record is from RefSeq and is a predicted model, not a curated record. The transcript has 16 exons.
CGUUUUAAAAAUUGGUCCUUUAUUUCUCUCCGUCGAGCAAUCAUUUGGAUUGGCUUUAAAUAAAUGAUAUCGUUUGACUCUGGUUUUGGAUUGUACGUAUAGUUGGGGACAUAUCUUUCUAUGCUACAGGAGCGGCGGUACGAAGCUGGGAGGAGUUGGUACUGUAUUGUUCUUCAGGUCCGUAGUUAGGAUUCACGGAAAUGACGAUUCGAAACUAUUGUUAUCUACUUACAGAUCCCGUCCAGAAGAGGGCAUGCUUUAGCCAUUACUUUCCAAUGGCAAUUUUUUUAUGUAUUUGUUUUCUUGUUGGGACCCCAUACAUAAUUAAUUACAAGAAAAUUACAUCUGAAUACGGAACAGGCAGGCUGGUGCUUAAGCGUAAUUCUAGUUUAUGUGAGAAUCAUGGUAAGCCAUCAGGGAGUGAAACACUGCCUCAAGGCAUAAUUAGUAGAACAUCAAAUUUAGAAAUGCAGCCAAUGGAGUACUCCCUGAGUUCUUCAAGCAGAAAGGGCAAGGUAGAAGCCUCAAAAAGUUUGCUGGCCAUUGCGGUUGGAAUAAAGCAAAAGAAAAUUGUGAAUGAAAUUGUUAAAAAGUUCUACGCGAGUAACUUUGCUGUGAUGCUUUUUCACUAUGAUGGUGCUGUGGAUGAGUGGAGAGACUUAGAUUGGAGCGAUAGUGUCUUACACGUCUCUGCAAUCAAUCAAACCAAAUGGUGGUUUGCCAAGCGUUUCCUGCAUCCAGACAUAGUUGCUGAGUACAAUUACAUUUUCCUUUGGGAUGAGGAUCUUGGAGUGGAAAAUUUUCAUCCUGAACGGUAUAUAUCAAUUAUUGAAAAAGAAGGGUUGGAAAUAUCACAACCAGCGCUGGAUGCUUCUAAAUCUCAGGUGCACUACCAAAUCACUGCACGCGUGAGGAGAGGAAAAGUGCACAGAAGAACAUACAAAUUCAGCGGUGGUGGGAGGUGUUAUAAGAAUAGUACAGCGCCACCAUGCACAGGGUGGGUUGAAAUGAUGGCUCCUGUUUUUUCUAGAGAGGCCUGGCGAUGUGUUUGGCAUAUGGUCCAGAAUGACUUGAUUCAUGCUUGGGGUCUUGAUACAAAGCUUGGUUAUUGUGCUCAGGGUGAUAGGACUAAAAAUGUUGGAGUGGUGGAUAGUGAGUAUAUAGUUCACAAGGGUAUUCCUUCACUUGGUGGUGACAGUAAGUCAACUACAGAGACAACUAAUCACAACUCUUUAUCAGAUGCUUCUGAUGCAAGUAGUACCGUGCGCUCUGCUUCAAAUGCCAUGAAUGGUAGAUUAGCGAUCAGGAAAAGGUCCUACACGGAAUUGGAGAUGUUCCAACGUAGAUGGAGGAAUGCUGUGGCUGCUGAUCAGUGUUGGGUCGAUCCAUAUCCAUCGAACUCAAUCUCCAAUUCUACAAUUUGAUUCAUUGCAUCGUAAUCUCUGGACUUCCUUUCCAGAUCUGACAGUACACUGUGAAUACAAAGUAUAGUUGUGUACAGACGUGCAAACAGAGGAUAUAGGCCGGAGGUAUUUUUGCAAAGGUGAAGAUUGUGAAUUGAUUUUCAUUUACACGUAACAUAGAAUUCCUUAGAGAUGUAAAUGCAAUUUAUUAAAAAUAUAUAUAUAUAUAAUUUAUAAUUUUCGAUUGUAAUGAUAACUUUUUACAGUGAUACUGCGUA